Molecule: messenger RNA, 1041 nt
Organism: Adineta ricciae
Lineage: Eukaryota; Metazoa; Rotifera; Eurotatoria; Adinetida; Adinetidae
Source: the annotation of a GenBank genome assembly
AUGUCUACAACAACUACCAUUGAACCUACUAAAAAAGAAUCUCUAGGUAUUUCAGCUGCUCUUAUACUCAGUCUUGUCGGUUUGACACUUCUUCUUGUUAUUGCGGUAUUAAUUAAACGGGAAAUUCGCCGUGGGGAUGUAAAAUCCAAACGUGAUGGGCAUUUUUGGCAUUGUAAUUUUUUCAAAAAAUACAACGAUGCAAGAUUACCUAAAGAUGGAAAAAUAUCUGCUAAGGUUCGACCACAAUGGCUUCUUGUUGGUCAUCAUGAACUACCUGCUCACUACUACACAAAAGAUGAGUGUCCGCAAUACAUUGCUCGAAUGUUUCUGGUCGAUCUUUACACUGUCUUACAAUACACUUGUCGCGAAACGUUCUCUGAUCUGGAUACUGGUGCAUCUUUUGAAUCUUAUAUAAUUAACAAUUAUCCAGCAUUGAAUGAAACGAUUCAUCUGUUUCGAAAAUUGAAAAUACGCGCAGAAGUUGAUCUAGUCCCAUUUACACUCGAUGAUACAAAGGAGGGAGUUCGACUGUUCAAUCAGUUAUUACAAAAACUUGCAGAAUAUGUUAGUAAUCCAUACCUUCGUCAACGUGAAAUUGAUUUGUCGCUCUUCGCUCAAAAAACUGAACAAGAAAUGAAAACGAGUUCACGAUAUAUCCCAUUACUUCCAAAAGAUUUGUGUCAAAUACCAUUGCGACAAAUCGAUGCCGAUUCAUUGGGAAAUAUGAACAAACGAUCACGAUCAAAAGGUCGAUUUCCUUUCCAUUUGCCUUCGUUUCUGAAUAAACGACGAUUCUUUUCAACAAAAUCAUCGUCAGCACCGACGCAAUCAUCCAAAAAUCGAACUGAGCUCUGUACGAAUCCGGAAACACUCAUCGAAGACAAUGAAUACAGUAGUGCGUCUAUCGAAAAUCCUUCAGGAAAGGCAAGUCGACAACGAAUAAAACGGCAAGCCGCUACAGAUUCUAUCCCAUUGGUCGAAUUUCACGAUGCACUUUCUCAUUCUACAACAUUCGGUUCGGACAAUGAACAAUAUUCUUAA